AUGAGGGCCCCCAGCGGCGGCAGGGUCAUGGUGGAGGUACGGCGGGCCAGGAAGGACCAGGCGGGGGAGAUCACGGAGGUGGUCAACUGGGCCUACAGGGGCAAGUACGAGGGCGGUGACGCGGGCGCGUGGACGACGGAGCGGGACAUCAUAGGGGGCAUCCGGACGACCGAGCUGGACGUCCUGGAGGUGAUCGCCAGCUGCGACCGCAGCGGACCCCGCACGGAGAUCCUGCAGGUCGCCACGGGGACGAGCGGUGCCGUGAUCGGCACCAUCCACGCCAAGCGCGUCGCGCCUGGGGUCGUGGAGCUCGGCCUCUUCGCCGUAGACCCCGACUUCCAGUCCGAGGGCGUCGGCUCGCACCUGGUGAAGACCGCUGAGAAGCACGCGUACUGGAAGAUGGACGCCAAGGUGGCGGUCAUGUACGUGCUCACCGUGCGGACGGAGCUGCUGAGCUGGUACGGCCGGCUCGGCUACAAGGCCACCGCCGAGCGCGUGCCGUUCCCGCCGCCGGAGGCCGGCGUCGGCGUCCCGCGGCAGCCGGGCCUCGAGUUCGUCUCGGGCUGCAGAAGACGCUCGAGUGGGACGCCGGGUCCUAGCCCGCCGCGGGCGGAGGGAGCGCUCGGGCCACCGGCCUCCGGCCGGGCGGCCGUCCGAGCGCAGCAAAAGCGGGCCUUUUGGGGGGGAGUUCGGUGCGAGGCCCCCCCGGCACUAGUAAAAUGCCGGAUUUUCCGUCGCGCGCCACCGCUAACGACGUGCCCGUCUCUUCCGCCCCGCCGCGGGCCCCGAGGAGAUCUGACGCGAGGGCGGCGCCACUGA
Messenger RNA from Prorocentrum cordatum, 819 nucleotides. NCBI's taxonomy places the organism in Eukaryota, Dinophyceae, Prorocentrales, Prorocentraceae. The record is from the annotation of a GenBank genome assembly.